This is a messenger RNA of Cladophialophora immunda, 993 nucleotides long. RefSeq lists its product as uncharacterized. The transcript has a single exon. Gene Ontology annotation, molecular function: DNA-binding transcription factor activity; DNA binding. Bases 1 to 993 code for a protein of 330 amino acids. Gene Ontology annotation, biological process: regulation of transcription by RNA polymerase II. The record is from RefSeq and is a predicted model, not a curated record. NCBI's taxonomy places the organism in Eukaryota, Fungi, Ascomycota, Eurotiomycetes, Chaetothyriales, Herpotrichiellaceae.
AUGUCCUCGGCUGGCGCCUCUUCAGCAACAGCCAGCAUCAACGAUCUGGACGGUUGCAAUUUUCGAGACCCUCGCUUCCCAUCCAAUGCCAGCUUUACUUUUGCCAAGGAUGACGACUUUGGCUUCGACCCGCCCUCCAAACCCAACGCAGUCUACAAUGACUACACCUUCUCCAGCCCUCCCAACGACUGCCCGUCUCAAUGGCCGGAGACCAAGCGCGAGAACGAGCCGAAGAAAUCAACAGAGAUUAAAAUCAACCUGGACGGUUUUGAACUGGACAAGUCCAGCACGUCCACAAUGCCUCAGACUGCCGUCUCACGAUUCGGCCAGGUGACUCCUCCGAGAUCAGCUUCUACCGCUAGCACAGCCUCCAAGGAAGACAAUAUGUUCCCAAAGGCUCAACCAUUAAAAUCGCGAAAGCGAGGCAGCCUCCGAAAUGGGUAUUCGGAAACCGUCCCUGGCGCUCCGGCUAAGAAAACGGAGCGCAAGCGCAGGUCUAUGAAAAAGUUAGCUACCCUCAAUAAAGAAGACGACACUCCGGAAGAAAGUAAGAGAAAGCAUUCUCUCGAGAAGAACAGAAUCGCUGCUGCAAAAUGCCGCAUCAACAAGAAGGAGAAGACAGAGCGAUUACAGCGGGAUUCACACGACAAGAGGGUCGAGAACGCUUGCCUCAGAGAACAAGUCACGUGCAUGAAAGAUGAGAUCCAGCAGACCUACGCCAUACUGGUCGCACACGCCAAUUGCGCAGGAUGCAAAUCUCCUGAGGAGAUUCAGACACAUCUCAUUGCGCUCGCCGACGCCUUCUUCAGCGAACAAAUCGUGAUGGCUGGGGAGAACUUCACUGUUUUCCCUCAGAUGAGCUUUGAACGACUACCUGCCACCCCCGACAACUUCUUCUCUGGUUCAACUACAGAUCACACGCUACACCCUCCCCUCCCAGAGUUCAAUCGAUCAGCAGAGUUCGAGGUCCACACUCCGCUGCGAGUUGACUGA